AUGAAACUUCUACCACUGCUUGUUCUGAUUCUAUCUGGUCUUUCUAUUGCUCACGUAACACCUUCUUCUGAAGUUUGCAAGGUAUCGAAAUUUUCAGAAAAUUAACAAAACUCAGUCUUUUUUGUAAUGCCACUUCCCGUUAAACCGCAAACCGCUACCCCGUGACGUCAUCUUGCCCUGAAACGUCGCACAAGAAAACUUAUUAAAUACGACGUGUAAACUUUUCGAGUGACAUAAGAAAAAAAAAGGAUGAGACAAUUUAAAAUAUGAUAAAAAGAACUAAUGCCAAUUUCAAAAUCCCAAAUAGCCGUCAGUGAAGGAAAGAGAUAACUAAAUUUUGGCGAGUCAGAGAUAACUUUGCAUUUCGCGGGAACUACUCUGAACACGGCGUAAUAAGAGUCAUCUCAUUUUUUUAUGAGAUUAAUCAAACUUCAGUUUGAAAAAUUGAAUAUAAUGGAAAAAAAAUAACUAAAAAAAUUUUACAGGCCUCCCAUUCUUCCGAUUUUUCACGAAAUUGAAUGAAAAUUCAAAAAAAAAAAAAUUUGACUCGUGUAUUUUUCUUUCUCGAACUGAGGUCAUAAAUCGACGUCAGGGAGUAGCGGUUCGUUAUUCAAGCUAACAAAAAAGAGGCACAGAUAAUAAAGGGAAUGCAAAAUAUCUUUAUCUCAACCGAAAGCUAUAUUUAAUCAUCAUUUUCCCCCUGAGAAGCAUUUUUGCGAUCAAAACUCUUAAAUUUAUACAUAUAUAGAAAGUUUUCAUAACGAAAAAAACUUUAGUUACAACAGAAAACAUUUAAAUUUGAAAGAAAAGGAGGGAAAAAAGCGAAAAUCGGAAAAAUUGCGAUCCUUGUUGUCCAUAGAGCAACUUUACUGCCAGGCGCACUUUUGGCGGGAGUUUAAAAUUUUUUCUCUCUUUGAAUUAUUUUUUUUUCUCUUACACGUGUUAAAAACUAGAAAGUUCUCUACGAUUCGAAAUAGAUCGUUCGCUACGCAAUGAAGAUUUCUACAAAAUGUUAUACUUGCCUCAUACCCUAUUUUCAACUGUCUAAUGCUUCUAAGAUCAUUAAAAAGAAAAAAUGAAUUGCAGGACAUCGGCGAAAACGGCUGGUUUGAAGGAAGCGAGGUGCUUUUCGACGAAGAUUGUCAAACCGGAGUUCCGCCUCAAAUUUGCAACACAGAUGCACUCAAGUGUAGCCACGGGAAGUGCUGCGUCUGUGAGUUUGGUCAUCCCAAGAACUUUGCUACCGUGCUUCUAGCACAUUCUGUCUGCGGACGCGGGUCUGCGCUGCUCGGAGACGCGCCGCAGAUGUGCCGCAAAGAGACUGACUGCCUUGGUUACGGAAUCAGUUCAGUGAUGAGUGCCAAAUGUGUGGAGGUUCGUCAUACUCGGAAUGGCUUUUUCUCUUUGCGGACUUGCUAGAUUAGAUUUUAAAAAUAUCCAAAGAAAGUGUAAAAGAAAAUACGCCGUUAAAGCAGUCAUGAGCAAGUCAGAUAUUUUGCACUUUAAAUCUGGAGAACUCGUAGUUUAUUUCUUCAAAGUGUCAUCAAUCUCUCAAACAGUACGUGUGCCACAACUUGAAAUUGCACCGAACGACAUUCCGCUGUUCCGCUGCGUGCGUUCGCGAAGCGUCUUUCGAAUCUAGGUCACGCUUUCAAUUGAUAGUUAUUGCUGUGGGAGCGCAUGAAAGUAGAGAACCUUAAUGAAAGAAAAAAAUUGAAAGCGCGACCGAGGUUCGCAAAGGCGCGCAGCGGCACAGCGGAAUGUCGUUUGGUGAAAUUUCAAGUCUUGGUACACAGGAUGAUUGAACAUUUUCUAGUUAGACGGAGUUCACUGAAAAUAUAAUUAAAAGUUGCAAUAGCUUCAAGUCAUUUUUUUUUUGCAGGGUGUCUGCUGCCGUGAGAAGAUCGUUAAGCUAAAAUUUGAUCCGACUGGUGGACGUUUGAUAAAAUAUUUCUGACUUUUUUUUUGUUUCAGGGUGCGUACAGGACAAAAUUCCUUCAUAUUGCGAUUGCAAUGAGAAUGGAUGUAUAUGCGCAAAACCAGAUUACUCAUGCUAUCAGUUUAAGAAAGGCAGCCACAGGACCUGCUGCAGUCAGUUAUUUCUUACAACAAAAAAUAAAAACAAAAAUAUAUAAUUUGAUUAAAAGUAUCGAAAAAGGUCUUUUUAUUUUUUUUUUAUCUUCUUUCAACCAAAGGCCAAUCGAGGUAUCCACACAGAAAAUUUUUAGUGGCCACUAUAGGGUUUUGACGUUUCAGUGGGCACAUUAGUAGUCAAAUUAGUGGCCAAUUGAGGGGUUUAAAAUUAGCCACUAUAGAGGUCUAAGUGCUACUAAUAGGCCAAUAAAAGUUUUAGUGGCCACUUUCAAGGAUCAACAUAACUGUUUGUUUUAAAAUUAUCAGAGUUAUAGUUUGUGUGCCACGACUUGGAAUUUCACCGAACGACAUUCCGCUGUUCCGCCGGGCGCCUUUGCGAAUCUCGAUCGCGUUUUCAAUUUUUUCUUUCAUUCAUUUUCAAAUAUUCGCAGUGGAACGGUCCAUCUAUCAGCAAUAAAAAUAGUCUGGAAGGGUGACCUAGAUCCGCAAAAGCAAAGACGCUUUGCGACGCAGCGGAACAGCGGAACGUCGUUCAGUGAAAUUUCAAGUCGUAGCACACAGACAAUACCAUAUCGCUAUUCAAUUUUUUAGUCCACUAUUUUAGCUAUUUCUGUGAAUAUGGUAUAGAUAUGGACCAGUGUAGCACUGCCUGUUGGAUUUCAUUCUCGGUUCUUUCCCCUGAUUUUGUUAUAUGCCAAUAUCCUCCAUUGAGUUUUAUAGGAAAUAUUUUGUGCAAAACUGGAUUGCUGCCGGGAUAUCAUACUUCUAAAAAAGUAAUCAAAAUGUACCCAAGAAAUGAGGAGGACCUGCGGACGGGUUACAUGGAAGCACAUCAACUUUGCAGUAAUUUUUAAUUUUAUUUUACUCUCUUGGUUUAAAGAAUUCUUAAAUUUUUUGCAGGUAUCCCGCUGCCUAGUGAAUUACGGAAAUUCAUUAAGGGAUACGAGGAGUUUUUUGCUGACAGCGUGGAGUACCACGCUCGAGGCUUCAACAAAUCCCAUCCUUCUUUGUUGCCCACAUGUUCAUUAAACAAAGACUGCUCUAAUGGCAGUUAUUGCGAUGAUAUUUACUCCCAAAGAAAAGAUGAAUCGAGAAAAGCUUGCUUUGAACGUGAGUUUUUGCAUUCAACCUGAGACGCCUUGAGAAAAGCUAGCGGCCCGUUUUUUUUUGACUUUAGUCUUUCCAGCAUAUUAAUAAAAUUUUCAUUUCGAUGAUAAACUUUUUUUGUUAUAUUAUUCUUUGAUGACGAUCAAUUAGAAAUCGACCUCCAGAUUUCACAAAAAAAAAUUUCUCGCAUUAGAACUGGCUUUCGAGCUGAGAUACUUCAAAUGCUGGAAACAGCGCUUUUUCGUCAUAAUUUGCGUAUUUUGCAAACUUCUAUUUGAUUUUCGUUUUAUAGCUUGUGUACCACCAAUUGGAAUUUCACCAAACGACAUUCCGCUGUGCCGCUGCGCGCCUUUGCGAACCUUGGUCGCGCUUUUAAUUUUUUUUUUUCUUUUUUUUUAAGGCACUCUACUUUCAUGUGCUCCCACACCAAUAACAAUCAAUUGAAAGCGUGACCGAAAGACGCUUCGCGAACGCACGCAGCGGAACAGCGGAAUGUCGUUCAGUGAAAUUUUAAGUCAUGACAGACUAUAGCUGGAAGUAUUUGAAACACUUUCAAAUGAACUUUUGGACUCUGUCCGAAUUCCUAGUGAUGCGCUAACGCCUCAAGGCGUUUCAGUCGUUUGAAGUUAAAGAGAAUGCUUGGCAAGUAAGUCUUCAUUCCUAAUGUCAUUUUUUUUCGCGCCGAAACUGUACGGCAAGGUAGUUUUGGACCCUCUGCAGUCGGGAUUUUUCCAUUGUGCCAGUUCGGCGGAUUGCAAGGGCCUGAACCAGUACUGCUUCAUCGGUUCCAAGACUUUUAACAGGCUUAAAGGGAUUUGUUUGGAAGGUUGGUUGGACUGACGUCGCCCCCUUCGUCACGAUAAAGUAGUUGAAAAUUUUUUUUCGAGCUGCUAUUUCUGAAAAAAAACUAAAUCGAGUGAAAACCGCUUAUGAGGUUCGAAAAGUUAAAUGCAUAAGGGCAGUAAAAAAAAAACAAGGUUUCAGGUGAAAGCAGUAUCUCAUAUGGUUUUUCUUUGCGAAUCGAACGGUGGACUCAAAAAAAAAUUACAGAUGUGACUACCCGAAAAAAAAACGCGAUUUUACUUUCCCGCCUUUAAUUUUGAAAAAAGCUUCGGAUCGGUGCUCGGACAACUGAUUUACAGUAGCUGUGCACGCGACGUUGCGGACGUCUCAUUAGACUCGCAUUUUGUGAAAAUAACCGGAUAUCUGUUUUAAGCCAAAGUUUUCUUUCCUAAAAAAUCAAUUAAGAAAACAAAAACACACCGAUAAUAAAGGAAACACAAAAUAUCGCUAUUCCAACCGAAAGCUAUAUAAAAUCAUCAUUUUUCACCAGAGAAGCAUUUUUGCUAUCAAAGUUUGCAAAUUAUACAUGAAUAGAAAGCUUUUGUGACGAAAGGAACUUUGGUGACAACAGAAAAAAUUGAAAAGUGAAAGAAACGAAGAAAAAAGCGAAAAUCCGGAAGAUGGCGAAGCCUGUUGUCCAUAGAGCAACUUUACUGCAAAAACCCCUUUUUGGCGGGAACUCAAACUUUCCUCUCUCCGACUUUGAAUUAUUUUUUCUCCAAAACUAGGAACUUCUGUACGUUUCUAAGUUCACCGUUCGAUUCGCAAUGAAAAGCUCUACAAAGUACUGAUUUGAACUGAAACACCGUUUUUUACUGCCCCCGGUCAUUUUACACAAACGUCAGUUUUUUGCGAAACUACUUUGAACGACUGAUUUUCAUUUCCAACAAUGGCUUCCACCUUGGGAGCGGACACACACUAUUUUUUUUUUUAAUUUAUUGAUUUAUUUAAGUGGAGCAUGCAAAGUUCUGCGAAACCAGCAAUGAGUGCGGAGCUGGCAAGUUCUGUAGCCAAAUCUUUGGAGAAGCCGACCGGUUUGGCGAUCCUCGAUUAUUGAAGAAAGUCUGCUACGACGGUUAGAAAUAAUCAAUUUUUCCCGAAUUGAAAAGCGAGGAAGACGGAGACGGGGGCGGGACGCGUAGCGUGCGCGUUCGCGGUUCUUGGCACUAGGUCAAUUCAACUGCUCGUGAAUAUUGGGAUAGUUCGUCUAUAGCUAGGGACCGCAGAGCCACGCCCACUUCGCUGUUCAAAAAACUUCGUCAUUUUCGUUGCAUUUUGGUUCUUUUUUAUAUUUUAAAACAGUUUUCUUGUACCGAUUUGGGAAAAAAUUGGGGGAAACAUACAAUCGGCUAUGCUUAACAAUCCUACAUAAAAGAAAAUAAUGAGAAAUAAGAAAUAAGAAUGUAUGACGACAGUUUUUAAAACGCAUUUGUGGCCGAAAACGGAUAAAAAUCCCGUUUUUUCUUGAAAGUUUCUGGGCAACUUUUUUUAUUCUUGAAUAUCAUAAAGCAACUAAAAAAACGCAUAUUCUGGCAAAAAAAUAAAAACAAUUCUAUGGUUGGCCUCAAAAAAAUAACGCAAUUUGAAAAAAACACGAUUUUUCGAAAUUCCUUAUUUUUCGAAAAAAACGCAAUCGAUAAUUACUGAUUAUAUUUUUUUAAACGGUUGUUUGCAGUUGUUUGCAAAUUUUAAAAAAAUAGAAAACUAAGUUUUUUUCAUCGAUUAUAUAGUUUAUAUGAAAGCUUAAAAUUUCGGUUUUUUUCGUAACGCUUUGAAAAACGGCCCAAAGCGUUCUGGGCAAGUUUUUUUAUUUCAUAAUAUCAAACAUUAGACAUUUCUCUACAACAUAUCAAAAAAAUAAAAAAAUUCCUAGGAUGGCCCGAAAAAGUAUGGUUUAUUUAAACGCUCGAAAGUUAUUUUUUUAAAACUGCGCGUCGCUGGAAAUCUGCAGACACCGCGAAGGCCACGAAAUUUUUUUCGAAAGCGUGAAGAAGGUUUUUUUAAAAACUAUUUAUGUAUUCUAUUCAAGUUUUUCUCAUUUUAUUGUGGCUUUAUAGUUGCUUUUUUUACUCAUUUCAUAAUUGGAAUCUUUUUUUCCUAUAUCAUUAUAUCCAUUAUAGCAGCGAGAAAAGUAUUAAAUUUCGCUUUUACUCAACUUUUUUUGAAUUUUUUCAGAAUGUCAAGUAAAGAAUUCUAAAAAAUUGUCUACGUACACUCCAUGUAGACGCACAAACUUUAGAGAAAAAUAAAAGAAGUAGAAAAUCAAAAGUAAAAACGCUUUCGCCCUUUUUUUUUUAAAAAAACUCUCUGAAAAAGGACUUGGUGAUUAUUUACAUACUUUUCAGUAAAUUUCUUAGUAGACUGUUACAUUUUCAAUUCGGUUUAAUGCUGUUCGUCUUUCGCAGAGGUCUAUUUUGUCAGUUAUUUUCUUUUUUUUACGAAAUGCAUUGAAACCUUCUUCAAAACUCGCUUUUCAGCAGAGUGAGUGCUUGAAGAGUAAGCUUAGGGACCGCAAGCCAUUUUUUCAGAACGAUUCAAAAAAUUUGUUUUUCACAUUGUUCGAUAGAAGAGACUGUUCAUUUUCAUAAUCCGUUUAGUUUUUGAAAAAAGCUCCACUAAGAAAAAAGUUAUGGCCAAAAAACGAGCGAGCGCGGCGUACAACUGGAGGCAAAAUCUCACGGUUUACCCGCUGCCGCACGCUUUCUUUUUAAAUGUUUUUGCGCGUUUCUGGACCGUUUUUAAUUUGGUUUUCUGUUCUGAGAGAUUGGCAGAACUGAGCUUAGCGUUUUUGGUAUAAAUCUUUUUGUACAAUCCUCAUAAGAAUUUUUUUGAUAAAAUAUCAAAAAAACUACCUAGAAAAAAAGAUCAAAGGGAUUUUUUUCAGCUUAUUUUUUUCUUUUUCUACUCAGAAAAAAAUUAUUAUCAUUCGAUUUGGAAGAAAAGAAAAAAAUGAAAAAGAAUGUUAUUUCGAAAUAAAAACAGGAAAAAAAGUGCAUUUUGACUCCGAAAAAAACGGCUCCUGCGACAUUUAAAAGGGGCGCAUCGGUGUGUUUGACGCAAACACUGCUACGGCCACUUGCACGAAAUCUUCCGAAAUUUCAAAAAAAUUGCCAUUUUUUUCUAGGUUUUCAAAGCCGUUAUUUUUUCGCGUCGAUCGAUUUUUUCAUAAUUUUUUUCAUUGAUAGAGUUUUUGAACGCUUAAUAACAUAAUCAAAAAAAUAUAGACGCGAUCCUAUUCUCUCAUGCGUCAACGAGGCAGGCGAAAAAAAGAAGGUUUUGGUAAAACUCAAAUAUAAUUUGAUUCGCUGUCCCAAUAAUUAUUUUUCAUUUUGAAUUUUUUUAUUUUUUUGGACACACUGUUAGUUUUUAAAUCAAAUAAAAAGUAUACCAUGUCGCUGAAAUUUUUUUCGCAUUUCAGCUUCAAAGUUUGGUGUCACUUUACAAGCUUUUAAUAUUUUUUUCGCGUCGGUAGAUUUUUUUCAUUUUUACUCAAAAAAAUAAAAGAAAGUGUUAAUGUAUAACAUACUUAAAAUUUAGAAGCGUUCCUCACUUGGUUUUUCUGAAACGCGACGAUUUUUGUGAAACUUGUCAGUUUUUUUCGUGUUAAAUCUUACUUUUUUUCGCUUAUUUUUUUGAAAAAAAUAAAUAGUUUUAAAAAUAUUCAGUCUUGUAGAGUGUUGUCGAUUACAUAGAUUAACAGAAACAGUUCAUUUCUAAAGUGGGACUUUAGCUACUAUAAACACCUCAAAACCGUUUUUGCAACAAAAAGAUCGUCAUUUUGGUGGCGUGAAGGGGCGGGGCUUUGCGCCCCCUAAGUAAGCUGAUAUUGAAAAAGAGCAUUAUUCAAUAGGAAAACUCUAAUAUUUCAUUUAAAACUUCUAAAAACUCAAAUAAAUAUGUUUCCGAAACGUCUCCUGCGUGAAUUAACGCACAGCAAGGAGCGCGCGGCAUCUAUAAACACGCCCCUUUUUCCUGCGACCCUGACGAAAGUUUCUACACAAAAGUGGUUCCCCCGAUUUCGCCACUUUUUUUGCUUAUAACUUUUUUCAUUUUUUUCAUAUUUUUUUCUUUUCUGUUUUUCGCAGUUAGCUCUCGAUUGCCAUCAGCUUUCUUUUUCAUAUAGGUUUCAACUUUAUAUCACUGACUUUGGAAAUUGGCCUGCGGUCCCUAUCUAUAGCUGCAUCACGGCUGGCUUGAGUCAUCAAAAAGGUUCCGACACGAUAAUAAAAAGAGAUAGUGAUCGAAUUCGUGCCGAGAACCGCGUUUUAUUGUUAAACUUUGGGAGGCGGAGAAGUAGGCGGGACGCUACGCGUUUUAUUUUUGGACGCUACGCGUCCCGCCUACUCUCCGCCUCCCAAAGUUUAACAAUAAAAAGAAAAGUAUAGAUAUUUAUGAAGAUUUUUUGCUGAGCUUGGAGAGAGAUUUACUCACUAGAGCCUUCAAAAUUGAUGGGAGAACGGAGUUAAAUUUCAUUACGUUCUAUGCAUCAUAGCUUCUAUGCUCAAGUCUUUUUGGAUUUGUAAGCCCCGACAUAAAAUCGCUUUAGUAGGUGAAGUUAUCAUCGCUAUUCAAAAAAGCAAUCUAUAGCUGAUUCACGGCUAGCUUGAGACGCUAAGGGGCGUGUCCUGUCUGCGCUCUCCACGAGCCAGGCGCUUUUUUCCGAAUGGCUCAAGCCAGCCGUGAAUCAGCUAUAUACAGUGCUGAAACAGAUUUAAAAAUAGUUUUAAAGGCCAUUUUUUUAAUCAAAAACUCAUACCAAAUCAAACAGUAUUGCUUUUUUCAAUAGUGAUGAUAACUUCACCUACUAAAGCGAUUUUAUGUCGGAGCUUACAAAUCCUAAUAAUAUUCCAAGGUUGUUUGGAGAUCUCGUGUCGAAACUCUUUUUUUUCGAGACGAAAAAGUCGAUUUUCAGGUCGAAGUAGCGAUUUUUGAACUUUUUUUUCUUCAAAUUUCAAGAACUAGGAAGAAUUUUCAAAAAAAAAGCACAUCUCGAACAACCCUGAUCCAUCCAACACAUGUAGGGAGUUUGAAGUGUCUUUUUCAGAUCCCAUUGUAGAAGAAGCAUUCUUAUAUAGGGACUUGCGCACCAACGAUCUCACUCUUUGUGAUUCUACUUGCGACGGGCUCGGAGCUGCAUGCUUCAUGUUGCCCAACGGGAUCAACGGUUUCAAAGGAGUUUGCACACACGGUUUUGCAUGUUCCAGCUAUUUUUUCUGCAUACCUUGCCUGAAAAAAGACUAACUAGACUUUUUUUUUCCGCUCUUACCGAAAAAUCCGGACUGCCAGUUUUUACGCUGAUCAAUGGAGCUCCGUGCAAAGAUGACGAGGACUGUCUUUGGUCGACAUAUUUCGUUGAAAUUAUCGAAGAAGAGCAAAAAUUUUACACGUACGCUUGAAGACUGUUGGUUAAGAUUUUGUCACUUUUCAGCAGAAACUGUAUCCCGCAUGAUUUUAGUUGGCUUUGUGUGCACUGUGAGUCCGGAAACUUGAUAAAAAGACUGAAAACCAUUGAAGGCAUAAAGGCAGUAAAAAACGGGGUUCCAGGUGAAAGCAUUAUCUUAUAUAGUUUUUGUUUGCGAAUCGAAUGAUGUAUUCAGAAAAAAUACAGAUGUGACUAAUUUCAAAGAAAAACGCGAUUUUACUUUCCCGCCUUUAAUUUUGAAAAAUGGAUCGGCAUACGGACAACUGUUUACAGUAGAUGUGCACGCGAUGUUGCAGACGUCUCAUUAGACUCGCAUUUUGUGAGAAAUAACCGGAUAUCUGCUCUAAGUCAAGGGUUUCUACCCUAAAAAAUUGAUUAAAAAAACAAAAAAAAAACACACCGACCAGAAAGGAAACACAAAAUAUCGCUAUAUUUUUUCUCCAAAACUAGGAAGUUCGGUACGUUUUCAAGUUCACCGUUCGAUUCGCAAUGAAAAGCUCUACAAAAUACUGUUUCGAACUAAAACACCGUUUUUACUGCCUCUAUGCCUUUGAUUAACAAAACUUACGCGUUCUAUAGAUGAUUGAUAGAUUUUAAAUUAGAGAACGAGAAAAUUUGGAGGCAGUUUUGUUCUUUGUAAUGGGAUUACAAAGAUCAGACAUUGAUUAUUUCUCCGAGAAACCGCUGAAAAUUAAUCUGAAGCAGCUGAUUAAAAUUUUUUGAACUCAAAAAAGUAAGCUUUUCUUCAACAUUUUCUUUUUUCUGUUGUUAGCUAGCUUUUUAGAAGUCCUCAAACAUAAUAGACCUUCGAACCUGCGUAGUUAUUGUAGAAAGAAUGUCUCUUUCCUUAUCGCGCCGGGAAUCUUUUUUUCGAUGGUUUAGGCCAGCCGCGAAUCAGCGACAUAUAAAGCCAUGAUUCGGCCCUCUAUCUCAACCACAAAAUUCAGAGCCAAACACUUUUUGCAGAUAGAAUCGAUGACAGCAGGUGUGAGGAAGGUAAAAAGGCGGCGCUCAUCAUAAACGGACUCUCUCAAGAUUGCAUUCUAAAAAGUCUGCCUCAACCGACUCAUUCUCCGCCGCCACCAAAACCGACACCCACGCCGCCACCGUCUACGACAGAGCCGCCUACGACUACACCUCCGUCUACUACAGCCCCAGAAGAAACAACCACCGAACCUGACGACGACGAUUUUGUAACGUCGACGACGGAGGAAAUGGUUACGACGGCUGUAAUAACCGAAGCUUCUUCUGCCUCCAAGGUUGGACGGCUUCCAUAUCAGAUAAAAACUCUGCAAUUUUUGACAGACAGAGGAAGAAGAAGACGGUCUUCAACCGAGGACUAUGAUCAUCAUUGCCGCCGUCGCUGCUGUCGGACUUUUCAUUGCAAUAGCCGCCAUCGCGGCAUUUGUGGUCGUGCGCAACAAGAAGGCCAAAGCCAAAAAUGUCAAAAAAGACAAAAAAGCCAAAAAGUCUAAGAAAGGCAAAAAGGCCGGGGGCAACUCGGGCACUGCCAAAACUACUGGGUCAUCGGUUGGUAUUUUUUUGGUUCACAAGUGGUUAUUCCGCAACAACAAAAAAAGCACUCAACUUUUUAGAAACUAAUUUAAAGUCAGUUUGAAUUUUUUUUUCCGAUAAUAUCACUUUCUCGGACAGUAAAGCCUUGAGAAGGCAUUUUUAAGUAACCUCGAAAAUGAAACGAAUUAUUUUGUCCUCAGAGGAGCGCACUAUUUCAAGUGUGCGUAGCCUUUUUCUCAUAGGAAGUCAUUCAGCAACGUCAUAUACAUAAUUUUUUUUGUUUCUAUUCACAAUAUUGUUUUCAGGAUCGAACCCAGUCUUCUUCGAUAGCUAUUUGA
This is a messenger RNA of Caenorhabditis auriculariae, 11319 nucleotides long. NCBI's taxonomy places the organism in Eukaryota, Metazoa, Nematoda, Chromadorea, Rhabditida, Rhabditidae. The record is from the annotation of a GenBank genome assembly.